CCGGACUCCGCAUUUCACAUUAGUUUGGGCACUGGGCUUGCCGUAUGCUGAUGACGUAGAGGCUUGAGCGGGUGCGAGUCCUGUCAGGAGACAUGGCUGCACAGAAGAUCAACGAAGGCUUGGAACACAUCGCCAAAGCCGAGAAAUAUUUGAAAACUGGUUUUUUAAAAUGGAAACCGGACUAUGAUAGUGCAGCUACUGAAUAUUCCAAAGCAGCUGUUGCUUUUAAAAAUGCCAAACAAUUUGAUCAAGCAAAAGAGGCAUAUUUGAGAGAAGCAGUUUCCCAUGCAAACAAUAAAGCUCUCUUCCAUGCUGCAAAAGCUUAUGAACAAGCUGGUAUGAUGUUAAAGGAGAUGCAAAAGCAUCAUGAUGCAGUUGAACUGAUUCAGAAAGCCAGCAUGAUGUACCUGGAGAACGGAACACCUGACACAGCUGCUAUUGCAUUAGAUCGGGCUGGAAAGGUAAUAGAAAACAUAAGUCCAGACAAGGCUAUUCAGCUAUAUCAGCAGACAGCAUCCGUGUUUGAAAAUGAAGAACGUCUACGACAAGCAGUUGAAAUGUAUGGAAAAGCUUCAAGGCUUUUGGUUAGAGGUCGCAGACUAGAUGAAGCGUCAGUGUCUCUUCAGAAGGAAAAGAGUAUUUAUAAAGAUAUAGAAAACUAUCCAACAUGUUACAAGAAAACUAUUGCUCAAGUCUUAGUUCAUCUUCACAGAAAUGACUAUGUUGCUGCAGAAAAAUGUGUCAGGGAAAGUUAUAGCAUACCAGGCUUCACCGAAAGUGAAGACUGUGCAGCAUUAGAGCAGCUACUAGAAGGAUUUGAUCAGCAGGACCAGGACCAAGUAUCUGAUGUGUGCAAUUCACCACUCUUUAAGUACAUGGACAAUGAUUAUGCCAAGCUUGGUCUCUCACUAGCGGUUCCAGGAGGAGGCAUAAAGAAGAAAUCCCCAGUUACUCCACAGGGCAGAGUAGGCGGACCAGCUGUCGGAGCUUCUCGUGGAAAUGAGGAAGAUGAUGAAUAUGAAGGUGGACUGUGCUAACUCUGCUUGCAUGAUCAACUUUCAAAUAGACGACUUCUUGUUCCUAGCCACUGAGCAAUUCCAGAAGCACCUGAAUUACCAUCACUUUAUUGUAAUCAUGAAAUUGGAGGGGUAAUACUUGGCAGUUUGGGGGCUACUUGUACAAAAAGCAUGACCAUAUACCUUGAAGGAUUUGCAGAUUACAUUCUUAAAUCCUAUAUCUUUGCAGUGCAUCUUCUUUAAUGAAGAAUUUGAAUACCAUAGUCUUCUGAAAAAAGGAGAUUUGGUUGGGGAAGUGGCAUGUAUGUCCAGUAUUUAUUUCCAAAUGCCUGUAGUUUCAGGGCCCAGUGUCAAUAUUAAUUGACAGCCCCAUGUAAGGCUUCAGUCUGGGGGGAAAGGGAGGCUAAUACCAGAGCAUUAUGUUUUGUUUUAACAAGCCUCACUCAACAAUUUGAAAUCACCUUAAAGGUUCUGGUGAAGACUCCUCUUGUUCCCAUGUGCACAUAAUACAUACUGCAUGUUACAUACCUGUCAGGAAAACACAAUAGGCUUUUCAGAAACAUGAAUUGUGAUAGCUUUUUGGUUUAUUGUGUAACGCCUCUGGAUAAACUGCUGCAAAAGGAACUUGGUAACCUUUUGGAUAUUAAAUACUUUGGCUGUGGAAUUUUCCUGCAGUUGUUCUGGAAACUAGACCUCGACAACCUUAGUGUACAAAAAAUUACAAAUUAUUUGUUGUUGAUACUAUGUGUGUGUUAUAAAGUACAAAUCUAAUAUGGUACUAUAAAAUUAUAUUCCUGUUUAAAGUCCUAGUGGGUAAACCCUUUCAAUAUUUACAUCCCAUUUGACUGAGUUCCUUUUGUGUGGAAGAUUUUUCCUAUUAACAUGAAUUCAGGCAAAUCUUAGCUAGAUCUUGGCUUGAAUAGAGUAAAUGGCAAAAAUAAAAAUAAACAAAAAUUGGGAGAUGCAAGUAAUAGCAAAUGCUCUUGAUAUUGUACUAUAUAAUAUAAAUCUGAGAAUAUUUAACUUUCUGAAUUUGCUAAUUGUCCAAGGAUGUCAUAUGCCACAGCAGAAGGAUCUUGAAGUGUGUUCACUGACAUUCUUAGUAGUUCUGUAUUGUGAGACUGACCCAACAUCAGGAACACUAAGGGAAUAUACCACCAUAAAAUAAGAUGGAAUUGGAACACAGUAGUUUCCCCAUUCACUUCAAUGCAGUAAUCUAGAACCUGGUUGCUUGGCAGACUUAUCCAGCAUAGCCUUGAAGAAAAUGGAUACAUCUGUAAAAUACUGCUUUGAGGUUUGUUCAGAAAGAUUGCAGAUGUCUUUCCAUAUUCAGACUACUGUAGAGAGAUAGUAGUCAGCUGGUGAACAUACAAGUUCUGAACUUGGGUCCAAGUUACAAGUUUCCUUUUUCCUUUUUGCAAAAAACCUAUAGGAACAUAAAAUGGGAUUUGUAUGCAAAGAAAAUAACACUUUAAUGGUGAAUUGCAAUUAUGCUUUCAAAACUGAAAUGUGCAAAGGUGGGUGUAACUUAGAAUGGGUAAUGUCUAUAUUGUGACCCUGGUGAUCUAUAUUUUAGUUGACAGAAAUGUAAUUGAAAUCUUAAUACCUCUAUUAACUGUUAAAUACUAUGCAGCACGUCCUGCACAAUAUGUAUUUAGUGUUUUGUUUUCCAAACUACUUUGUUCUCUUCUUGUGACUAAGAUGGCAAAUGCAGCAAGGAGGAAAUUUGGGGGAUAAUGUCAACCCUUCAAGAGCCAAAGCUUUAUUUGGUUUGCAUGAAGAUGCUAAAAUGUAAUCCAAUCUUAAGGUAAAUUACUAUAAAUUAUUGAAUAUGACUCAUUUGUACAAUCAGAUGCUGUGUAAACUGUGUUUUAUGCAACGUGAAACGUGCUUUAAUUGUAACUUUGCCAAGCCUAUAUGUGGGAUACAAUAGAGUACGAAACAUGUUGUAAUUGCUCUACAGAUACAGCUUCUCUGAGAGGAGACUGUAUUCCACAUGUAAAAUAAAGCUUUAAAAUGAUG
This is a messenger RNA of Hemicordylus capensis (graceful crag lizard), 3038 nucleotides long. RefSeq names its product NSF attachment protein gamma (gene NAPG). NCBI's taxonomy places the organism in Eukaryota, Metazoa, Chordata, Lepidosauria, Squamata, Cordylidae. The transcript is spliced from 12 exons. Gene Ontology annotation, cellular component: vacuolar membrane; SNARE complex. The record is from RefSeq and is a predicted model, not a curated record. Bases 93 to 1037 code for a protein of 314 amino acids. Gene Ontology annotation, molecular function: soluble NSF attachment protein activity; syntaxin binding. Gene Ontology annotation, biological process: intracellular protein transport.